Molecule: messenger RNA, 1341 nt
Organism: Symbiodinium pilosum
Lineage: Eukaryota; Dinophyceae; Suessiales; Symbiodiniaceae
Source: the annotation of a GenBank genome assembly
GAUCACCUGUCGGCAGAGAUCAUCGAUGUGCAGUCGCUACUAGCAUCUGUUUGCCGACAUGCGGUGCUGAGGCACCGGACGCAGAUCCAAGAUGUGUCCUCUCACGAUCUGUGCCCUGUCCACAUGGGAGCUCAGCUGCCGAUUUACUUCCUGUAUAUCUCCAAGCAGCUGGCAGCCAGCAUCACUGACUUCUUCACAAAACGCGAGCGCGGAGGUCAGAUGCUCAUGGCUAUGCCAAAGUUUGUCUCGGCCGAUCCGAUGAUCAAGCCUCUUCCGGCGGAUGAGGUUUGGUCUCUGGACAAAAAGGCACCGCGAAAUCCGAACGCAAAGGGGUCUUUCUCGCACUCCGACCCUCUGAAGUGGGGCUUUGCGCUCAGUGCCACAGGCCAGCCUCUCGAUCUGUCGAGGCGACCAUCCCGAAGUUCAACAAAGUUGGCGCCACUGAUGCCAAAGGAGGAUGAGGACACAACCGCCGAAGAUCAGAACCCACUGAUUCGCAUCAUGAGGAAGGCACGUCCGCAGACCACUGCAGCAUCCGUGGACGAAAGGGGACGAGCCGCUCCAGUCGAUGUCUACGGCAUGCGGGCUGCGACUGCUGGUGCUCUGGGUGUGGCUAUGGCCCGGUGGCGCAAGGGAGGAGAGGCUUACGAGAAUGUGAAGUACACGAGCUGCACUCAGACAAAGCAUCCUGUACGCUUGGUGGACGAUCGGGAGCAAGUGUCCAUCCUCUCUGCCUCCCAGGAAGCCUUCAACCUCACCGGCGGCAAGAACCAAGCUCAGCACUUUAGGAUAGCCUUGCUGAGCAAGCUCAACAACCGCCAGCGGGACUUUGUUCACGAUCACCAGAGCCCUGAGCAAGACCCGAAUGUGAAUGCGAUCUUGAAGAAGAUCACGGAGGAAGACGAUGAAGGCGAGUCGCGGGAUGAUGCGUCAACUCGCGGAGGCACUGGGAAUGGCUCGAAGCCUCUGUCCCGCACUGCCUCACGCUUGAAAUCCGCGCAGUCGAAGAACUCCUUGGCGGCAUUGUCCAAUGGAGAUGGCACUCCGCCGAUGUCGCGCUCCGUGUCUGCGUUGAAGAAUAUGUCCAAAAGCAUGUCGCGUCAGCAAUCGGGCCCGCAGCCGGCCCUUGAAGGCGGCAACCAGCCGUUAAGUCUACAAGGGCCUGGGUCAGGGCCUCAUGAUCCAGUCAGGGGCAUGCGGUCGAAGAGCAAUCUGUCUGUUGCGGAUAGCCCUGGCAAGCGGCAGCCUACGACCGGCACGAUCGGGACGCUUCGAGACCCCACAGAGUCGAUCACCAUCGAUCCACCCGCACUGCUGGAUGAAAGGCCGGCAUCACCCUGA